Molecule: messenger RNA, 3614 nt
Organism: Melospiza melodia melodia
Lineage: Eukaryota; Metazoa; Chordata; Aves; Passeriformes; Passerellidae
Gene: NXPH4
Product: neurexophilin 4
Exons: 4
Coding region: 1-1212 (403 amino acids)
Molecular function (GO): signaling receptor binding
Source: RefSeq, a predicted model, not a curated record
AUGAACUCCGUUCAUCCCCCGGGGUCGUUCCUGCGGCUCCCCGAACCGGGCCGGUACCGUGGGGCUGGGAUGAGCUCCGUGCAUCCCCCGGUACCAGGAUGGGCUCUGGGCAUGCCCCGGUACCGGGAUGGGCUCUGGAAAUGUCCCGGUACCGGGAUGGGCCCCGUGCACCCCCGGUACCGUUCCCGCAGCUCCCCGGUGACCGAGGCUCUCGGGGGAGCAGCUGACGGCGCCUGGCCCCGGCAGCAAAUGGGAUCCGCCUCCGGCCCUUCCCGCAGCCCUGCCCGCCCCGGCGGCGCCACAGGGGCCUGCGGACACACGGGGGGUGGAGAGCAGCUAAAGCACGGAACGAUGCUGGGGGAUGAGGAUGAGGAUGAGGAUGGGGCGAGGAGGGAGAGUGAGGAAGGCCACCAGCACAUCUCACCCCCUCUCCCCUCUCCCCAGACCGUGUGCGCCGGCGGCCACCUCCCCAAAGCCUUGGGCUACCUGGAGAUGGGCACCUCAGCCCUCCUCAAGGACGUGCCCUACGGUGCCCUGAACCCCCCGGCGCUCCACCCCGGGCACCUGAUCCCGGCAGAGCCCCCCAGGGUGGGCACGGGGGUCCCGGCUGGCACCUCCCACAGCCCCUGGCACUGGCAGAAGAACCAAACAUCCCUGGAAGCGCCGAACCCCCGCGCCCACCGCAAGCCCAGCCUCAAAUCCAGCCGCGCCAAGAAGAUUUUCGGCUGGGGCGAUUUCUACUUCAACAUCAAAACGCUCAAGUUCAGCCUCCUGGUGACGGGCAAGAUCGUCGACCACAUCAACGGCACCUUCAGCGUUUACUUCAGACACAACUCCUCCAGCCUGGGCAACGUCUCCGUCAGCAUCGUGCCGCCCUCCAAGGCCGUGGGCUUCGAGGUGGUGGUGCCAGCCCUGCCGGGGCCGGCUCUGCGUGCCCAGCAGAGCACCCUGCCCGAGGGGCGCCCGGCCAAGGCGCUCAACUGCCACGUGGAGUACGAGAAAACCAACAGGGCCAGGAAGAACAAGCCGUGCCUCUACGACCCUUCCAAGGUUUGCUUCACCGAGCACACGCAGAGCCACGCGGCCUGGCUCUGCUCCAAGCCCUUCAAGGUCAUCUGCAUCUUCAUCUCCUUCCUCAGCAUCGACUACAAGCUGGUGCAGAAGGUCUGUCCCGACUACAACUUCCAGCAGGAAAAUCCUUAUUUUGGUUGAUGGCAGUGGGGCCGUGAAUGUGGUGGCACUUGGGGGUCUCCUCUUCAUCACUGUGACCUUCAGGGCCAUCUGCAUCUUCAUCUCCUUCCUCAGCAUCGACUACAAGCUGGUGCAGAAGGUCUGUCCCGACUACAACUUCCAGCAGGAUAACCCCUAUUUUGGCUGAUGGUAGCAGGACAGGGGUUUGGUGGCAUUUGGGGGUCUCCUCUUCAUCGCUGUGACCUUCAGGGUCAUCUGCAUCUUCAUCUCCUUCCUCACCAUCAAGGUGCAGAAGGUCUGUCCCGACUACAACUUCCAGCAGGAAAAUCCUUAUUUUGGUUGAUGGCAUAGGGACAGGGAGGGGUUUAGUGGCACUUUGGUGGCACUCGGCACCUUGUCACCCUCACAGGAGCCUCCUCUCCUCCUCUUCAUCACUGUGACCUUCAGGGCCAUCUGCAUCUUCAUCUCCUUCCUCAGCAUCGACUACAAGCUGGUGCAGAAGGUUUGUCCCGACUACAACUUCCAGCAGGAUAACCCCUAUUUUGGCUGAUGGCAGUGGGACAGGGGCAUUUGGGGGGUCCUUGUUACCCCCAUGAGAGCCUCCUCUUCAUCACUGUGACCUUCAAGGUCUUCUGCAUCUUCAUCUCCUUCCUCAGCACCGAUGGUGCAGAAGGUCUGUCCCGACUACAACUUCCAGCAGGAAAAUCCCAAUUUUGGUUGAUGGCAGUGGGGCAGUGAAUGUGGUGGCACUUGGGGGUCUCCUCUUCAUCACUGUGACCUUCAGGGCCAUCUGCAUCUUCAUCUCAUUCCUCACCAUCGAUUACAAGCUGGUGCAGAAGGUCUGUCCUGACUACAACCUCCAGCAGGAAAAUCCUUAUUUCGGCUGAUGGCAGCGGGGCAGGGUUUUGGUGGCACCCACAGGAGCCUCCUCUUCAUCACUGACCUUCAAGGCCAUCUGCGUCUUCAUCUCCUUCCUCACCAUCGAUGAUUCAAUUACAAGCUGGUGCAGAAGGUCUGUCCUGACUACAACCUCCAGCAGGAAAAUCCUUAUUUUGGCUGAUGGCGGUGAGGCAGGGUUUUGGUGGCACCCACAGGAGCCUUUUCUCCUCCUCUUCAUCACUGUGACCUUCAAGGUCUUCUGCAUCUUCAUCUCCUUCCUUAGCAUCGAUGGUGCAGAAGGUCUGUCCUGACUACAACUUCCAGCAGGAAAAUCCUUAUUUCGGCUGAUGGCAGUGGGGCACUGGAUUUGGUGGUAUUUGGGGUCCCUGUCAGCCUCCUCUUCAUCAUUCUGGCCUUCAAGGUCACAGGAGCCUCCUGUUCAUCACUGACCUUCAAGGCCAUCUGCAUCUUCAUCUCCUUCCUCACCAUCGAUGAUUCAAUUACAAGCUGGUGCAGAAGGUCUGUCCUGACUACAACCUCCAGCAGGAAAAUCCUUAUUUUGGCUGAUGGCAGUGAGGCAGGGUUUUGGUGGCACCCACAGGAGCCUUUUCUCCUCCUCUUCAUCACUGUGACCUUCAAGGUCUUCUGCAUCUUCAUCUUCCUCAGCAUCGAUGGUGCAGAAGGUCUGUCCCGACUACAACUUCCAGCAGGAAAAUCCCAAUUUUGGUUGAUGGCAGCGGGAACAGGGGCGGUUUUGGUGGCACCCACAGGAGCCUCCUCUUCAUCACUGUGACCUUCAGGGUCAUCUGCAUCUUCAUCUCCUUCCUCAGCAUCGAUUACAAGCUGGUGCAGAAGGUCUGUCCCGACUACAACUUCCAGCAGGAAAAUCCCCAUUUUCAGCAAGAAAAUCCCAAUUUUGGCUGAUGGCAGCAGGACAGGGGUGGGUUGGUGGCACUUUGGUGGCACUUGGCACCUUGUCACCCCCACUGCAGCCUCCUCUUCAUCACUCCAAGCCCUUCAAGGCCAUCUGCAUCUUCAUCUCCUUCCUCAGCAUCGACUACAAGCUGGUGCAGAAGGUUACAACUUCCAGCAAGAAAAUCCCAAUUUUGGCCGACGGCAGCGGGGCAGGGGGGUUUGGUGGCAUUUGGGGGUCCCUGUCACCCCCUCUGCAGCCUCCUCUUCCUCACUCCGUGCUGGGUUGUGGGACAGUUGGUGCUGGGGGUCCAGGACCCCACCCAAAGCUGUUCCAUCAUUGGGGUUCAGUUGGGGCCAGGGUUUGUGGGUUCCACCCCAAAACGACAUCCCAGCCCUGCAGCACAAUGGGGUACAGGCAGUUCUGGGGGUCCCACCCAUCCACUGGGACCCCAUCAUUGGGGUACACCUUUUUUUGGGGGUCCCCCAUUGAGACCCCAGCACUGCAGCCCCCUAUUCUAGGGUACACCUUGUUUUUUGGGUCCCCUCCAAUCCUGAGACCCCAUCCCUGGGGUACAUCUGUUUUUGGGGGGGUCCCCUCCAUCCCCUGAGACCCCAUAAUUGGGGUACAC